Messenger RNA from Hibiscus syriacus, 744 nucleotides. RefSeq names its product protein ULTRAPETALA 1-like. The record is from RefSeq and is a predicted model, not a curated record. Gene Ontology annotation, cellular component: nucleus; cytosol. The transcript has 3 exons. Bases 1 to 678 code for a protein of 225 amino acids. Lineage: Eukaryota; Viridiplantae; Streptophyta; Magnoliopsida; Malvales; Malvaceae.
AUGUUCAGUGAAGGAGAGUUGAAAGACAUGGAAGGACUGAAAAGAGAGUCAGAUUUUAUUGAGGAUAAGUAUGGAUGCACCAGCAAAAAGUAUGGCAAUACCAUUGGUAGGCUUAGGGUUUUAACCAAUGGCCCGUUUCUUAUAUCCUCCGAAUGCACUUCGGCUUGCGAUGAAGAGAAAUUGACGGCUUAUGAUUUCGAAAAACAUUCUGGGAAAGAAGGGACCGGGAAAUGGAAGAGCCACAUUUGGGUGGUGAUGUACAAUAACAAGGUUCCUUUAUGGAGGACUGUUCUCAAAUACUACAAACAUGCUUCCAACGGAGCCAACGAGCUAAACUGCUUGCGAGCUAAGCACCUUUUCCAUUGUGACGAGUUCAUCCGUUGCACCAGGCGCAAGAAAGAACGCCGGUUUCGACUCCAGACCGACGAUGAACGUCGUACGUACCAUGAUACUUUGAAUGCAAGGAGGUGGAGGUGUGCUAACUGGCCGUACGAAAAAAUCACCUGCAAAGAUGAUGAAGAACGAGCAAGCAGGAAGAGUUGCAGGGGUUGCCCUCAAUCUCCGACGUGCAAAUGUUGCACUUCUUGUGUCUGUUUCGGUUGCCUCAAGUGCCGUUUCCUCGAUUGCAAGUGUCGCACUUGCGUCGACUUGUCCAAAAUACCGAGCCUUGAGCCAUAACGAGGCACCCGGCAUCGAUCCUUUCUAUGCUUCAAUGCUGUUCUAUCAUUUCCUAACUGGAAACUU